Mesorhabditis belari is the source of this 1296-nucleotide messenger RNA. The record is from the annotation of a GenBank genome assembly. NCBI's taxonomy places the organism in Eukaryota, Metazoa, Nematoda, Chromadorea, Rhabditida, Rhabditidae.
AUGACAACUUUUCCAUCGAAUCUGCAAUUGAGGGACAGCGAACGAGAAGCGGAAGAGGGUUGCUCGGUCCAAUCUCAAUCCACACAAAUCUCUUCACAAAGUGCAGAAGAAAUCACUGAAACCACCGCUGGACCGUCCGUAGCUGGGAAUCAAUCCGUUCAGCCUUCUCUAUCUCAUCAAAGAAUUACUACACCAACUCCUCCCGAAGCUUCCAUAAACUCACCGCAGUCUCCUCAAGCUCUUUAUCAAACCAAAAAGGAUCUUGAGUUCUUUCAAAGCUACACGCCGACGAAACUUCUUUUGUGUGGAGGCUGCUUUGCGGUUUCUUGUAUUUGUUUUCGAAGGCUCGUUCCUUGCUGCUCAAUGACAAAAGAUGGAUCAACAAAAUGUCAAGGAGCGACCGUUCGAAAGCACCAGUCGGCGGUUCGCUCUAUUUCUGUCGCCGUGAAAGGAAUAGGAGAUGGACUACAGGCAAACUAUGGAAUACGCCCACGUUCAAUGGCUGCCAACCCAUGCCAUUUAAGCGUCAAUGAAACACCAAAAAAGAUCGAAGAUUUCAUUGGACGAAUUGAAGAGAAUCAACUUGUUCAAUUUUCCUCUCGGCCUGGUUUGCCGCUAGAACUUGCAGAUCUUGGUGGAAAAGAUUACGCGUUCGACAUUAUCAACUAUUUUCUUCACAACCAGAUGCCAUGCAAAAAUGCUGCUUCUCACUUUCCUGAGAUUAAACGAGCUCAAAUGAUGGAUUGGAUUUUUUGGAUCUCUCGCGUGGCCGGGCUACCAGAUGAAUCACAUUUUUUGGCAGUACACCUGCUAGAUAAAGCACUAGUUGACAAAAACAUCUCGGAAAUGUCAAGUGUGGAUGUGGGAGUUGUUAUGGUGGAAGUGGUCAAAAUUGCUGGAAAAUUUGAACUCGGUCCUGAAUGUGAAAAUGGAAUGUGGGAUCGUCUUAAGUCGGUUGUUUGCAAUCCUAAACUACAGUGUCAAGAGGACAAAAUUAAUCAAUGGGAAUCUCAGCUUCUGAAAUUUUUUGACUUUGCCAUUUCACGCAAACACUUGUUGCACUUUCUCCAUAUUUUUUGGUUAUUGAUGGGUGAUGUCAUGAGUGAAACCGAGAAAGAAAAUGGAUGGGCGUCACUCUUCACCUGUUUCUUAAUCGUCAUCAACUUCCGGAGGAUAAAUUUCCCAAGUCAUCUUGUGCCUUCUACACGAAGAAAGUCAAUACGUGCCGAUCGACACAAGUCUUUUAAAUUGGGCUUUGUCUUCUCCAACAUACGUUCCAACGAUCACUCGUGCGUU